Messenger RNA from Carlito syrichta (Philippine tarsier), 2736 nucleotides. RefSeq names its product cytidine/uridine monophosphate kinase 1 (gene CMPK1). The transcript has 6 exons. Gene Ontology annotation, biological process: UDP biosynthetic process; 'de novo' pyrimidine nucleobase biosynthetic process; CDP biosynthetic process. Lineage: Eukaryota; Metazoa; Chordata; Mammalia; Primates; Tarsiidae. Gene Ontology annotation, molecular function: UMP kinase activity; ATP binding. Bases 59 to 649 code for a protein of 196 amino acids. Gene Ontology annotation, cellular component: nucleus; cytoplasm. The record is from RefSeq and is a predicted model, not a curated record.
GGGCCUAAGCUUCCCGCUGCCGACCCGCUGGCCGCUUCUCCUCCGCCCUUCCUUCCUCAUGAAGCCGCUGGUCGUGUUCGUCCUCGGCGGUCCCGGCGCCGGCAAGGGGACGCAGUGCGCCCGCAUCGUAGAGAAAUAUGGCUACACACACCUUUCUGCUGGAGAACUUCUUCGUGAUGAAAGGAAGAACCCAGAUUCACAGUAUGGUGAACUCAUUGAAAAGUGUAUUACAGAAGGAAAGAUCGUUCCAGUUGAGAUAACCAUCAGUUUAUUAAAGAGGGAAAUAGAUCAGACAAUGACUGCCAAUGCUCAGAAGAAUAAAUUCUUGAUUGAUGGGUUUCCAAGAAAUCAAGACAACCUUCAAGGUUGGAACAAGACCAUGGAUGGGAAGGCAGAUGUAUCUUUUGUUCUGUUUUUUGAUUGUAAUAAUGAGAUCUGUAUCGAACGAUGUCUUGAGAGGGGAAAGAGUAGUGGUAGAAGUGAUGACAACAGAGAGAGCUUGGAAAAGAGAAUUCAGACCUAUCUUCAGUCAACAAAGCCCAUUAUUGACUUAUAUGAAGAAAUGGGAAAAGUCAAGAAAAUAGAUGCUUCUAAAUCUGUUGAUGAAGUUUUUGAUGAAGUUGUGAAGAUUUUUGACCAGGAAGGCUAAUUCUAAGCCUGAAAACAUCUUUGAAAUCAUGCUUGAAUAUUGCUUUGAUAGCUGCUAUCACAACCCCUUUUGAAGGCAAUUUGAAUCUUUCAUAACAACAUCUCAAUUAAUAGCUAGAAAGUAUAUAGUAAGACAAAUUAAAUUUUUUAUUUUUUGUUACAGGAAUAGACAGUAGAGUCCAGUUAACUUCAUCUUAGUUAUGGUGCUCACAAAACAAAGAAGGGUAUAAGCUAGUUUUUUGUUUUUAUUCAAAAAGAAUAUCUCUUUCAUAGUUUGUGCCUUCUGUGAGCAACACUUUUUAUUAUGCGUGUAUAUCCCUUUAGUGAUUACACCAUGUUGGGAUUUAGGGAUACCUACUUCCCCUUUGUCCUGCAGGUUUUAAAUUUCCAACCUAAAGUGAAUUUGUGGACCAAAUUCCAAAGGAACUUUUUGUGUAUCAAUUCUUACAUAAUGUGUUUGGUAAACAAACUGAUAAAAUAGAUUCCUAACUGUUUUAGUAUUUAUCAAAUAACUGACCAUUUCCUAUAGAAAUAAAAUUUAGGCUUUGUUUUACUACAACUUAUACAAAGUUGUAUGACAGGGCAUAUUCUUUGCUUCCAAGGUUUGCGUUGGAGGCACUCGGGGUUCAGAGCCUGGCAGAACUGUCAGCUUUAUUCUGACGUAAUAUGAUGGUAUGGGGCAAGGAUCACAUCUAAUGCUGUGUUCCUUAUACUUUCUUAUAUAGUGUUAUUCAUGAUUCAGCUGAUCUUAAAAUUCCUAGCAGUGGAACUUUGAAAUGCACGUGGCUAGGUUUAUGCUAAAAUUAGUCAGUCAACAUUUUAGUAACACCUCAAAGUUUUUGUUUGUUUUCUAGACUAAAUAUAGGGCUAGGAUAAAUUAGAAGCAGCAAUCUAAUGGUUAAGUUUUCCACUUGUGUUUUAUUUUCUUGAAUACUUUUUUCAUAGUUAUUUGUUUAAGAAGAUUUGAAAAUUAUUGCACUUUGAUCAGAAAAAUAAUAAAUAUAUCUUAUAAAUGUUUGAUUCCCUUUAUUUUUUGGCAUCAUGUUGAAGCAUUGAAAGAUGCAGAAUUUUAAAAAGGCUAUACAGUCCAAAUGAAUAUUCUUUUACAUUCAUUCUUCCUUUAAAAAUCUCUGAGAAAUUUCUCCUUUCUUUUUUUCCCUUUAUCACUAAUGCUAAGUGGUAUCCAAGGUUCUUAAUAAGAGAUUUCUUAAAAUGUUUCUCAUUUUCAGCACUCACAUCAUUUGGUACACAGGGUUAAAUAGGACAAGAAAUUUUGUCUUUGUACAUAGGUUUGAUAUGUAAAGUCAUUGGGAGCAUUGGGAAUAGUCAUAGGACAAGUUAAUGGAUUUUUUAUAUUGUAAUAGAAUCAUCUAUUUCUGUUAUGAAAGUCAUUUGUUAAUGAUAAAUUUUCAACAUACUUGCCAUUCAAAAAUAAAAUAUUGCUAAGUACUGUAACAUAUUGGCCACCAAAAUUUGUAUUGAGAUUACCUUGUUUUCUUGGAAAAGAUUGUUCUGAGUCCUUACCUAGUGUUUCAGUCCAGCCAAUACAGAGGUGGUUUAAUCUAACAGUUCUAGUAUGAAACAAGAGUAAAGACUAAGGUUUUAAGAGCAUUCCUACCAAAAGGCUGCGAAGCGAUGGGCAUUCCUACUAACAUAAGUGAAGAAAUCUGCUAGAUGAGACUAAAUAUAGUGAUAUUGUGAAAGUAACCUUAAAGUUUGGAAGAAGACUGUUGAGACUAGGUGCUUUGCUUCCUAUUAUCAGAUACCGUUCUGUGACAUUUAAGAACAGAAACUAAGAAACAUAGUAAUUACUAAAUUAUGAGACUUUGCUUUUUGUUUGCUUUUAAUUAGAAAAACGUGUUGGCUGUUUUGAGUUUUGGAAUUGAUUGAGAUACAUCUGACUUCACUAGUUUGGUCAUUCCAUUUGUUAAAGAUACAGUCACCAAAAAGUUUUUGUGUUUUUUGAAAGACCAUAAUUUAAGCCUUGCUAAUUUUAAAAAAACAACAUUAUUUCUAUUUGGUGAUGUUGCGUGUAUAUGAAUUAUUUAGUAAAUAACCUUAAUAAAGUUUAUGCUGUGGCCUUUGCUA